CGUUGCAUUAUGGGGCACAGAGUAAAGAUGGAAGCAUCCAGCGAGAGCAUGUCGAAGUGUCAAUAACAAACAUUUUAAAGUGUUAAAACCCCGCAGUUGAUGCUUGGUUAUAUAUGAAAAAAUACUCAAGUGGCAUAAAAUUGUGAACGCGUGUGGAAACAGACAACUGUGGCCAUGUCUCUACUGGGAGGUUUGCUGAGAGCUGGAGCGUCCUGGUGUCAGUCUGCUGGGACGCUGCUGCACACAGUCAGAACCAUUUCUACAGGUACGUGCUGUCAGAUCAGGAUGAUGCGAUUCCUCAGCCAAAAAAGGUGGACCAGAUGGACUGAGAAGAGGAGCAUGUAUGGCGUAUAUGAUAACAUAGGAAUCUUGGGGGACUUUAAAGCACAUCCUAAAGACCUGAUUGUGGCCCCCUGCUGCUGAAGCUUUCAAGGUAAUGUGCAGCGGGCAAUUAGAAAAAAGAAGAUGGUGGGAGACAGAAUGAUGACUCAGGACAGGCACAACUUGGAGAAGAUGAUACGCUUCCUCUACAGACGCUUCAACCGCACCGGCAAACAUCGCUAACACUGAACAAACUGCAUCAGGCCAGCCAAUAAGGACUGUUGGAGUCUGUUAGUGUAAUUUCAUGCUGAUACUUGCUCUGUGUUUCCAUUUUUCAAGGUUAUCAUGUUCAUAUUAAGAGAGAAGUUGUGUGUUUCAGACUUCAUGUGCUUUAUUAAUUUCUUUUGGGGACUCAUCAGUAAGAGAUUUUCCAGACACUCAAAAUAAAUGAUAUUAAAACCUUAAAAUAAAUGAUAUAUUGU
Molecule: messenger RNA, 803 nt
Organism: Archocentrus centrarchus (flier cichlid)
Lineage: Eukaryota; Metazoa; Chordata; Actinopteri; Cichliformes; Cichlidae
Gene: mrpl51
Product: mitochondrial ribosomal protein L51
Biological process (GO): translation
Cellular component (GO): mitochondrial large ribosomal subunit
Molecular function (GO): structural constituent of ribosome
Source: RefSeq, a predicted model, not a curated record